Molecule: messenger RNA, 192 nt
Organism: Clunio marinus
Lineage: Eukaryota; Metazoa; Arthropoda; Insecta; Diptera; Chironomidae
Source: the annotation of a GenBank genome assembly
AUGGUUCGUGUGAGCUAUAAAAAGUCUCAAGAAGAGCCACAUCAUGUUGAUUGUCAAAUUAACGAACGUCGUUUCAAGACAAUAACACCGGACCUCGAUACACGAUGUAAGAAAGAAGAGCAAGUAAGUAAAGAGUUCAUGACGGUCGGUGAAACGUUGGAGCCACGAUCACUUAUUAAUGUGUGCCUUUGA